AUGGCGGCGGCGAAUUCUUCUCUUGCGGUUCCAGCAACAGCAUUGAAUGGUGUACAAUUUGGGAAUGCCUCUCUGUAUGUCGGGGAUCUCGACGCCAAUGUGGUGGAGAGUCAGUUGUUUGAUCUGUUCAGUCAAGUGGCUCAAGUGGUUUCGAUUAGGGUUUGCAGGGACCAGGCUAGGCGAUCCUCUCUGGGCUAUGCAUAUGUCAAUUUGGCCAAUGGACACGACGCUGCUAAUGCCAUGGAACAUUUGAACUUUACUCCCUUAAAUGGAAAACCUAUUCGGAUUAUGAUUUCUCAUCGUGAUCCUAGCAUUCGGAAAAGCGGAUAUGCAAAUGUCUUCAUUAAGAAUCUGGACUCAACAAUAGAUAACAAGGCUCUGCAUGACACUUUUGCUGUCUUUGGAACUGUGCUGUCUAGUAAGGUAGCAGUUGACAACUAUGGCCAAUCAAAAGGGUAUGGAUUUGUGCAGUUUGACAAUGAGGAGAGUGCACAAAAUGCUAUCAAAAAAUUGAAUGGCAUGUUAAUAAAUGAUAAAAAGGUUUAUGUUGGACUCUUCGUUCGGCGUCAGGAAAGGGCUCCUGCAAAUGGAUCACCACAAUUUACUAAUGUUUAUGUCAAAAACUUUUCUGAAGCAUUUACUGAUGAAGACCUUAAGCAACUGUUUAAUACCUAUGGUAUCAUAACCAGUGCUGUUGUCAUGAAAGACUCGGAUGGAAAAUCUAGGGGUUUUGGUUUCGUCAAUUUUGAAAGUCCUGAUUCGGCUGCUGCAGCGGUUGAAAAGUUAAAUGGAACAAUCAUGAACCAUGAUAAAGUUUUGUAUGUAGCGAGAGCUCAGAGAAAGGCAGAAAGAGAGGCGGAAUUGAAAGCCAAAUUUGAGCAACAAAGAAAAGUUAAAUUUGAGAAACUACAGGGUGCUAACCUAUACCUAAAAAACUUUGAUGACAGUUUUACUGACGAAAAAUUAAGAGAAUUGUUUUCUAAAUUUGGAACAACAACGUCUUGUAAGGUGAUGGUUGAUGCUCUUGGACAUAGCAAGGGUUGUGGUUUUGUUGCAUUUUCUACUCCUGAGGAAGCAAGAAAAGCUAUAAAUGAAAUGCAUGGAAAGAUGAUCGGAGGAAAACCUCUGUACGUUGCAGUGGCUCAACGUAAAGAAGAAAGAAAAGCUUCUCUUCAGGCACAUUUCACACAAUUGCAAGUUUCUGGUACAAUGGCACCUUUCAACACUGGAUAUCAUCCAGCUACCCCAAGACUUAUUCCUCCGCCACUGUACUUUGGUCAAGGAACUGCUCCUUUCAUUCCAUCACCUCAGCACACUGGUUAUGGAUUACAACAACCAUUUUUAUCGGGCAUGCGUCCUACAUCUGGUGUUCAUCCAAAUUUCAUAGUGCCCUAUUACCCUAAGAGAAACAAUACAUAUGGAAGAAUUACUGCUCAAAGGGUUGGAAACCUACCACCACCACCACCACCUCCACAUAUUCAGAUGAAUUUUUCCAACCAAGGCAUGGCUGUAGAUAAUUAUAACACCGGUGCAAUAUCUAACACCCUUGCUUCAGCUUUGGCUUCUGCUACACCAGAAAAUCAACAUUUGAUGCUUGGUGAAAAUUUAUAUCCACUCGUGGAAAAACUGACCUCAAAUAAUCAGACAGCAAAGGUGACUGGAAUGUUGCUGGAAAUGGAUCAAUCAGAAGUGAUUCAUUUGAUUGAAUCUCCUGAGGACUUGAAAAUAAAGGUGUCUGAGGCUGUGCAAGUCCUUAAUGAGACUACCCAAGGUGGAACUGCUGAAGGUGGUGAUGAAUUCGGUCGCUCAGCUCAUUGA
Molecule: messenger RNA, 1818 nt
Organism: Sphenostylis stenocarpa
Lineage: Eukaryota; Viridiplantae; Streptophyta; Magnoliopsida; Fabales; Fabaceae
Source: the annotation of a GenBank genome assembly